GCUCAGAGGUGUGGCUUGCCUUGUUCCGACGUUCUCAUUGGCCGGGUGCCGCCGUUGGGGGUGGGGCCGCGCCGGGGAGGACAACAAAGGGCCGCGGGCCGCGAGCGGCGGUGUUCGUGUUUCCCGGUUCUUCCCUCAGGCCGAGGCUCCUGGCCUCGCGCCCGCUUCACUCCAGAUGAAGUGUGAGCACUGCACGCGGAAGGAAUGUAGUAAAAAAACAAAAACUGAUGACCAAGAGAAUGUGUCAGUUGAUGCACCAACUCCAGCCCAGGAAAGUGGAGAGAAGGGAGAAUUCCACAAGUUGGCUGAUGCCAAGAUAUUUCUGAGCGACUGCCUGGCAUGUGACAGCUGCGUGACCGCAGAAGAAGGAGUCCAGCUUUCCCAGCAAAAUGCCAAGGACUUCUUUCGCAUUCUGAACCUUAAUAAGAAAUGUGAUACCUCAAAGCACAAAGUGCUGGUAGUGUCUGUGUGUCCUCAAUCUUUGCCUUAUUUUGCUGCUAAAUUCAACCUCAGUGUAACUGAUGCUUCCAGAAGACUCUGUGGCUUCCUCAAAAGUCUUGGGGUACACUACGUAUUUGAUACGACGAUAGCUGCAGAUUUUAGUAUCCUGGAGAGUCAAAAGGAAUUUGUGCGUCGGUAUCACCAGCACAGCGAGGAGGAGCACGCACUGCCCAUGCUGACUUCUGCCUGUCCUGGCUGGGUCCGAUAUGCUGAGCGGGUGCUGGGUCGCCCCAUAACGACCCAUCUCUGCACUGCCAAGUCCCCCCAGCAGGUCAUGGGCUCUUUGGUGAAGGAUUAUUUCGCCAGACAGCAGAACCUGCCUCCAGAGAAGAUUUUCCAUGUCAUUGUGGCCCCUUGCUAUGACAAGAAGCUGGAGGCUCUUCGAGAAGGCUUUUCUACUGCUUUGCAUGGUUCCUGGGGUGCUGAUUGUGUGUUAACGUCAGGUGAAAUUGCACAAAUAAUGGAGCAAAAUGACCUCUCAGUGAAAGAUGCUGCCGUCGAUACUCUGUUUGGAGACUUGAAGGAGGAAGAGGUGAUGCGCCAUGAUGGAGCCAGCUCAGAUGGAUACCUGGCACAUAUCUUCAGACAUGCAGCCAAGGAGCUAUUCAAUGAGGAUGUGGAGGAAGUUACCUACCGAUCCCUGAGAAACAAAGACUUCCAAGAAGUCACCCUUGAAAAGAACGGGGAGGUUUUGUUACGCUUUGCUGCCGCGUAUGGCUUCCGAAACAUCCAGAACAUGAUCCUGAAGCUCAAGAAGGGCAAGUUCCCAUACCACUUUGUGGAGGUCCUCGCAUGUCCUGGAGGAUGCUUAAAUGGCAGAGGCCAAGCCCAGACCCAGGACGGACAUGCAGACAAGGCUUUGCUGCGGCAGAUGGAAGGUAUCUACUCUGACAUCCCUGUACGACCCCCAGACUCCAGUGCACACGUGCAGGAGCUGUACCAGGAGUGGCUGGAGGGGACUGACUCCCCUAAAGCCCAGGAAGCGCUGCACACCACCUACCAGAGCCCAGAGCCCUGCACACACAGCCUGGACAUCAAAUGGUGAAGGAAGUCAGGCAGGGCCAUGCAGCUGCUCUGGUGGCCAGUGCUGCUCUGAGGAGGAGGAGGGGCCGCUGAGUGUGGAGUAUUAAAGACACUUGAAGAAAACAGCUCAA
Molecule: messenger RNA, 1655 nt
Organism: Carlito syrichta (Philippine tarsier)
Lineage: Eukaryota; Metazoa; Chordata; Mammalia; Primates; Tarsiidae
Gene: NARF
Product: nuclear prelamin A recognition factor
Exons: 11
Coding region: 176-1546 (456 amino acids)
Cellular component (GO): lamin filament
Molecular function (GO): lamin binding
Source: RefSeq, a predicted model, not a curated record